AUGAACUACACCACACGAGCACUUUCAAGAGCACAGCACUUUCCUUCUGCCGGUCGCAUCGCAUACGGGCAAACAGUUGUGCAGCAAAGAAGACAGUUCUCGGCCACCCCCCAGCGCAACAGAGACCACCACUUUGACACACUCAAGUUUGUGCAAAGGCUGAAAGAUGAGGGCUUCACCGAGGAACAGGCAGUUGCCAUGAUGAAAGUCCUGAGUGAUGUCGUUGAAGAGAGUAUCCAAAACCUCACGCGGACAAUGGUACUUCGUGAAGACCAAGAGAAGGCCACAUACACGCAAAAGGUCGACUUUGCCAAACUUCGCUCAGAGUUGCUCUCAGCCGACUCGACAGAGUCAUCCUUGACGCGCGCCUCACACGAACGUCUGACCAACGACCUGGCCAAACUGAACUCAAGGCUACGUGACGAAGUUCAGCGUACACAAGCAUCAGUGAGACUGGAUCUCAACCUGGAGAAGGGCAGAAUCAGAGAAGAAGCAAACUCGCAGGAUCUCAAGAUCAAGGAGACCGAGACCAGGAUUGAACAGGAAGCGGCAGCACUAAGAGAGCGCCUUGAACAAGUCAAGUUCUCGACUCUGCAAUGGUUGAUGGGUGUAACGACGGGUACUGCCGCCAUUAUCCUUGGUGUGUGGCGUUUACUCAUGUAG
Aureobasidium melanogenum CBS 110374 is the source of this 663-nucleotide messenger RNA. RefSeq names its product DUF1640-domain-containing protein. The transcript has 3 exons. The record is from RefSeq and is a predicted model, not a curated record. NCBI's taxonomy places the organism in Eukaryota, Fungi, Ascomycota, Dothideomycetes, Dothideales, Saccotheciaceae. Gene Ontology annotation, cellular component: mitochondrion. The coding region runs from base 1 to 663 and encodes 220 amino acids.